AUGGCGUUGACUGUGAAGCAGCUCAAUGCUGAUGCCUCGUUCCUACUAACCUUUGAACCCAUCGUCCCCGAGUCAAUACCGGGUAUCACUGCAAGGCCGUUCCGGAUCCUGAUGGAUCCAUGGAUCACAGGACCAUCCACCAUAUUCCAUUCCAUACUCUCAACCGCGACCCAUAAAGAGUGUCCAUGCGUUUGUUCUCUACAACACCUGCCUGAACCCGACCUUGUCAUCAUAAGCCAGCACAAGAGCGACCACUGCAACGAAGCAACACUCCGGCAGCUGCCCGCCAGCGGGACAAGAACGCUGAUAUUGGCGGAACCCGCAGCGGCCAAGGUGAUCCGGAGCUGGAAGUACUUCGACAAGGACAAGGUGCACACCAUUCCGCGAUGGGAGGAUCCGCAGGCAACUAGGAAGCAGUCGGUGAUUAGGGUGAAAGUGCCUCCGUUCUUGCCCGGCGGCGAAGCUGGCGAGGUGACGAUCGCCUUCAUCCCACAACGCAGAGACUUCAAGGGCUUACAUGCCGCCGUUGGAAUCACGUACCGGCCACCACCGACGUGGCCAAGGUUCACCCACCUCCUGACGCCUCCGGAGACGCCCGUCUCGCAGCAGUCCCGCCUCGUCACGCCCCAUAUCACGAUGACGUCCCAACAAAGGUCCAGAAAUGCGCCCACGUACCUCAGUCUCCCGACGCCCCCCGAGACACCAAGCAGCAGGUCCUUAUGCUCCGUCCGCUCCGCCACCUCCGUCUCGCCGGCUCCGGACGCCCGCGACAGAGCCGUCUCCGUCAUCUUCUCGCCACACGGCAUCUCGUACCGUUGUCUCGAAAACUACGCCAACACCCAUUUGAAGGCCGAAGCGGCGCUGCCUCUAACAGCCCUCUUGCACUGCUUCGACACAGUGUCGAUUCCGUGGUGGCUCGGCGGGAACAUCUCGGCAGGUAUGCCGGCGGGCCAGGAGACGGCGGCGGCGUUAGGGGCCAAGGCAUGGGUCAGCACACACGACGGUGACAAGGAUGUGAAGGGGCUGGUGACCAAGAUGCUGAAGACGAAGAGGUACACACAGAAGCAGGUUGCCGCCCCGGCAUCGUCUGGUCAGAGGCGUGUUGACAGGUACGGUCGUCGGGGGAAGCGUGGUGGCGAUGAGAAGGAGGGCAAGAGAACCGAGGUGCUUGUCCUCGGAGUAGGCGAGGAGGUUGCAAUGACUGGCGAGGGCGUUUGGAAUGUCGAGUCCGGGGCGCAGGUGCUACCCCCUUCUAGAGGAUUGCCCGAGCUUGAGAGGAAACUGAAGGGCCGGGCGAGGGGGCGGGGGUUGGCGCCGGUUGACACGACGGCCAAAUAUGGUCCUCGGCGAUGA
Molecule: messenger RNA, 1353 nt
Organism: Colletotrichum spaethianum
Lineage: Eukaryota; Fungi; Ascomycota; Sordariomycetes; Glomerellales; Glomerellaceae
Exons: 1
Coding region: 1-1353 (450 amino acids)
Source: RefSeq, a predicted model, not a curated record